This is a messenger RNA of Pieris rapae (cabbage white), 5576 nucleotides long. It is a transcript of the gene Mad, whose product is annotated as protein mothers against dpp. The transcript is spliced from 3 exons. Bases 242 to 1510 code for a protein of 422 amino acids. Gene Ontology annotation, biological process: SMAD protein signal transduction; anatomical structure morphogenesis; cell differentiation. Gene Ontology annotation, cellular component: heteromeric SMAD protein complex. The record is from RefSeq and is a predicted model, not a curated record. Lineage: Eukaryota; Metazoa; Arthropoda; Insecta; Lepidoptera; Pieridae. Gene Ontology annotation, molecular function: DNA-binding transcription factor activity, RNA polymerase II-specific; I-SMAD binding; RNA polymerase II cis-regulatory region sequence-specific DNA binding.
UUUAUUAACUGUCCAAGCAACUUAGCAAUUGUCACGCCGAUCCAUCAUAUUCAUCCAUCGCUAAUCGUAGUUCGUUACCUAUUUUGCGGUAUUCGUGAUAGUGAUUUACAGGCAUUGUGGGGAAUACCAAGUGAUUUCAUGCUAAUCGAUGGCUCUUUGAGGAUUUCCGUUGACUACUGAAGGCGGUCAGCGCGUUCCCGCUAUUUCUGGUGACUCAUCGAGACUUCAUAAACUCAUCACUAUGGACACGGACGAUGGUGAAUCUUCAAGCAGCGGGCCUAUGUCCAGCUUGAAUAGCUUAUUUUCUUUCACUAGUCCCGCUGUGAAAAAAUUGCUUGGGUGGAAACAGGGCGAUGAAGAAGAAAAAUGGGCAGAGAAAGCCGUUGAUAGUCUGGUUAAGAAGUUGAAAAAACGAAAAGGUGCUAUUGAAGAAUUGGAGCGUGCUUUGUCCUGUCCUGGAACCCCCUCAAAAUGUGUAACAAUUCCACGAUCAUUGGAUGGCAGAUUGCAGGUAUCCCACCGCAAAGGUCUCCCACACGUGAUUUACUGCCGAGUGUGGAGAUGGCCAGACCUACAGAGCCACCACGAGUUGAAACCCUUAGAAAUCUGCCAGUACCCCUUCAGUGCCAAACAGAAAGAGGUUUGCAUCAACCCAUACCACUACAAACGGGUCGAAAGUCCCGUACUGCCUCCAGUCUUAGUUCCUCGACAUUCUGAGUUCGCCCCAGGACACUCACUGUUACCUUUCCAAAGGACCACCGAACCGUCUAUGCCCCACAACGUGUCCUACUCGGGUUCAGGUUUCCCACCUUCGGCGUCAUCCGAAUUACCUGAUACACCUCCACCGGCUUACUCCCCACCGUCCGAUGACUCCGAACCGCCCGGGGAAGUCGCUCCGGUUUCCUACCAGGAGCCUCUCUAUUGGGCCUCAGUCGCCUACUACGAGCUGAACUGCAGGGUAGGAGAAGUAUUCCACUGCAACUCCCACUCGGUUGUGGUAGAUGGAUUCACUGAUCCGUCGAACAAUAGCGAUAGGUUCUGCCUCGGCCAACUCAGUAAUGUGAAUAGGAACUCGACUAUUGAAAACACGCGACGUCACAUAGGGAAAGGCGUUCAUUUGUACUACGUAGGCGGCGAGGUGUACGCGGAAUGUUUGUCGGACGCCGCGAUAUUUGUCCAAAGUCGGAACUGCAACCAUCAUCAUGGCUUCCACCCUUCCACAGUGUGUAAAAUCCCACCCGGCUGUUCGCUAAAGAUAUUUAACAAUCGUGAGUUCGCGCAAUUGCUCUCGCAGAGUGUUAAUCACGGUUUCGAAGCGGUGUACGAGCUGACGAAGAUGUGUACUAUCCGUAUGUCGUUCGUGAAGGGCUGGGGGGCGGAGUAUCAUAGGCAGGACGUGACUUCCACCCCCUGUUGGAUCGAGAUCCACCUCCACGGGCCACUCCAGUGGUUGGACAAAGUUCUCACUCAAAUGGGCUCCCCUCACAACGCGAUAUCGUCCGUGUCUUAGCCGGAUUAUAAUCUCACAAAUUAUCUGCAUUUUUUUUUAUCGUGCCAUUUUCAAAAUUCCCAAAUCGUGAUGUCUCACUGUGUGGACGUCCUAAAUGUUAGACGUAUAUCAUAUUUUUUAUAAAUCGUAGCUCAAAUUACAUGUCCAAGCUUAAGUAUCUAACGUAUAUGUAUUAAUGUAAAGACAUACUAUAGUAAUGUUUAUACUCGGGAAUGUAUGACAAGAGAAGAUAUUAUUUGUGUAAAUAAAAUGUUCGCGAAUUUUUUUUUUAAAUAGUUCGUAUUUUAUUUUUAGUGCUGACAGGGUUACUAAAAAGAUAGGUGCUAUCAGCAAGUUGACCAAGUAAUUUAAAAUGCGCUCCGUAAACUCAAAAUAAAAAAAAAUACAGCCUGCUUCGGUCUUCUUUAGUCCGUUGAUACUGUAUUAGAAAAAAACAGGGCUUACAUUUGAUUUUAUAAGAAGUCUACUAAUCAAGUCUAAUGACAGAAAACCUAAAGUAGUUCCAAUAAUACAAAGGUUCCUCAAAAUCCGCAUAAACAUAUACUAUAAUAUAUGCUGAUAGUACAUAAGGAACAAAGAUAUACAUUUUAUCUGACACUGUAGGCUUAUAUGUUAUUUUGAGCACAAUAUUACACUUUAAGUCAUUGUAUGAGCCAAUUCGGCUAAAAACGUGGCUCCCUUUAUCGGCUAAAGAAUUGUGAUUUGUUAUUUUUAAUUUGUAAAUAAUUUGGAUUUUGAAAUUAUGUUGGGGCCACGCAAAUUAUUUGUAAGUUUAAUGUUAGUUAACUAUAAAUAGCUUAGGAGCCGUUCAAGUAUGUAUAACGAAAGCACUAUAUGGGGGGCGGGGGGAGGAGAUUUUAUUUUUUUAUUUGGUGAUACUAUCAAAAUUAAUUAUUUUUAAUACUUUUUUACACAUUUAUAUAUUUAUAUCUAGUAUUUUCGAGGAUUCCUACACAGAAAUAAUACGUAUUAUUUUUGCUUACGUUUACUGACAAGAAUGGGGGGGGGGGGAAAUUGCAGUAAAUCUACUGACGCAAUACUUGAACGGCCCCUUACCACAGACAUGGCGAAAUAUCGUGUUUUAAUAAGUUCCAAUAAUGUAAUACCCCCUUGUAAUACAGGACUACCAUGUUUGUCUAGUGGACUGUAAAAGUCAAUAAUACUGUCAUUCGUUUCUAUUUCGUGGCCAACACUCUCUUCUGUUGCUCAUUUCUGAGUGUCGGGAUAAGGCCUCUCUUUUUACAGUAUACAGUUUUGUAUCAAUGUAUCUUUCACUUUAUCGGUUCAUCUGGUUGGUGAACUGCCUCGCGAUCUUUUUUCUACAUGAACAGUUUAACCAAGUUUUCCUUAUCAGCGCAGUAUUAUUGGCUUUUAGAUUUAAAGUAGGCCAACGUUAUAAGGAUAUAACAUCUUGCUAGGUUCUAGUAUUAUUCAAAGAAGCAAUGUCAAUAAAACAUGACGUUUGUCUUGUAGUCCAAAGACAAAUACCUAUGUGGUAUACGGCAGUCACGCAUUUUAUAAGAGUUAAACUAUGUUCUUAAAAUGUCUGCUAAUUUAAAAGAUCCAAGAUAAAUCUUGAAUUUAGCCGAAACUUAAUUUGUUGCCCAAUAUUUGCGGAAAUCGUAGAAUUUCUAUUUAUGUAAAAAUUAUAUUCUGAAGUACCUAUUUUAUGAAUAUAUGGGUAAAAAGGGAAAUGAACCAAAGUGGACUAAUUUCGACGUUUUGGCGGAGUUUGGGGAAACAUUUAGAAUUUUACUUUGUAUUUUAAUUUAAAGAAACUGUAAUAAAGUUUUUAAAUAGCUCAAAUCAAAUUUUCUCAAAAGACGACUAUGGGCGACAUUUAAUACAGAGCUCAAAAAUUGCUAGGGACUCGUAUAUUGCAUAUUAAACUUCGUCUUAAUUAAUUUAAAAGGAAUUUUAAAAACUUUAUUUUUUGUAUAACAACAUAUUUUAUUAUGGCUAAAACCAUUAACAUUAUUACUAACAUAAAUUGAGGGUACAUGAAAAAUUACCAACGUGUAGGAAAUGUGCGUAUUCCUAGUCCAUUUUUGGACUUUCAUAUUUUACAAAUAAAUUGGUGCAUUCGGCCAAAUCGGGACGGCCAACUAAAGAUUUUAUUGAUCUCAAUGUAAUAUAUAAGGUUUCUUUAGUUCCUACUAAAGAUUCUGGCCCGUCCCAAACCAAGAAUUAACUACACAAUUGUGACAUACAGUGCCUUUACUUGGGAAGUUGCGUUUGUCUCCUUUUGUCGUAUUAUGAGGGAAAUAGUUACAAUAUGCUCUUUGCAGAAGUUGAAUCUGCUUAAGGUAUUGCUUAUAAGACCGCCAAUAAUAUAUUAACAAUCACUAAAUCAUAUGCAUAUACAAUAUAAACUGUAUACCGUCCGAUAUGCCUGUUUGAAUUGCGUUAUAGCCUAUUCCAAUCAUUAUUUUAGUAAAUAUCUGCAUAUUACAAGUUCCAAAAGGGAGGGUAGUUUAGUAUAACCGUGUACCAUGUGUACGAGUGUUACCUAAUUAAAAAGCUUUUAACUUAUCCAAAUCUUGUGUGGGCCUCAAAUAAUGAGACACAAUAUUUAUGUCGCAGUAAAGUAGUUAAAUUAGAGAGAUAAUAUUUAGGAAAGUCGUGUUAACGUUUCGUUCAAUCACUUGUCUGGUGAAACUUUAGCGGCUUGAUUGAAUGUCGAUCUUUAAUUUACUGUCUAGAAAUUUAAUUAACUCUUUGAUUUAACUGUUUUAUUGUUAUGUUUAAGAUCUUAUAAUAAUUUAUAGACGUCGUUUGUUGUCGCGUUUUAACAUGCACAACGCCAUCUGUUGUUUAAUAAAUGAAAUUAUGAUUUUAGACAAUUAUGUAUUAUGACAUUAUUAUUUCACGCUGGUUAAAGACAAAUUGUAGAUAAAGUAUGUUAAAGUAAAUAAUUGGGAUGGGCUGCAACCUAAAUCAUUUCAAUAAUACAAUAACCUAUUGUAAAGUUGUGAAGAUUUUAAUAUGUGCCUUGUGCCAGUCUUAUAAAUUCACCGUCACAUUUAGUGCCUACAAACUGAUAGAAUGCCUUAUAAAUUGUAUAAAUUGUUUUAUAAAUUAAAUGAGUUACAUGGAGAAAACACAGAAAUAUGUAAAAUGAAAAUUUUGAUUAUAAAAAGUUUAUUUAUUAGAAUUUUUAAAUACCAUGCUAUCUAGGCUUACCUGACAACGGUAGCUACGCCACUGUAUAUUUUUUCAAGUUAUGGAAAUAAAUUCAAAAUGAUAGAUUCUUUUGCAUUUUUACUGUAAUCUUUGUUUUUUUCGUGGACUUUUUACUAUCGAAUUGUGUUAUCUUAAAUGACAGCUGUACUCUGAGUCAUUUAUAUUAAUGGUUUUUAUCUACUUUAUAGUAAUGGACAAGAACUUUUUCAAUCAUUAAUAACUUGGAACCAUAAAUUCGUAAUUCACGACUUAGAGUACGGCAUAGAUGUAUUUUAUUUUUCAAUGAAUACUGUUUCCUCAAAAUUAUGUUGGUGCUUCUGAAUUGUUUAUUGUAUUUACGUAUUGUAAAUAAAAUGUGAUUUUAAAAUAUAAAUUGUACCGAAAUUUUGUUUUAUAAGUUUAGUUAGGGGUUAAAUUUUAAACCUUACGGAUAAAAUGCUCAGUGAUUGUCGGUAAAUUUUAAGCCGCUUUUAAAUGCGGCGGUGUGUAACUCCCAAUAACGAUUGCAAGUAAAAUUGAGUCUACCAGGCGGUCUCAAGUAUCAUUAGCGCUACAGAUAUUUAAAUAACUAUGGAAAUUGGGUAUAGAAACUCUAUAUACGUCUUCGAUCGCUAUUGGAAAUUACUAAACAUAGAUGGUGUUAUUAUAAAUAUAAUGUACAGUGAUAAAAUAGGUGUACAAUUUGGCUGGAUGUAUUGUUUGGACUCGUGUGGGAAUAGAAUCUUUUGUGUGAUUUUACUUUGUCUAGCUACAAAUGUUUGACACAAUCAGACAGGGUUAGUGUUACGCAUUUUUAAGGAUAAUAUAAAGAAUAAAAAGAUGCCAUUGUUCGUGUAACUUUUAUCAUAUUUUUCUCCGUAUAAUAAAGUUUCCUUUAUUUACA